Molecule: messenger RNA, 1970 nt
Organism: Ipomoea triloba (trilobed morning glory)
Lineage: Eukaryota; Viridiplantae; Streptophyta; Magnoliopsida; Solanales; Convolvulaceae
Product: probable myosin-binding protein 5
Exons: 3
Coding region: 220-1836 (538 amino acids)
Molecular function (GO): myosin binding
Source: RefSeq, a predicted model, not a curated record
UCACAGUGUACUCAUCAUCUUCACAGCGCCAACCCUAAACUCACGAUCCACACCACGACUACGUAUGUAUAUGAUCUGGGAUUCUGGGCUUCUUCAUUAUUACUCUCCAACCGCCAAUAUCAUCAUCAUGAUCUGCGCUCUUCUCGGUUCCGAUCUGUUGUUGUUUAUUGAUGUUUUCUCCCAGUCCCCGACCACGAAAACACAAUACUCAUUAUCAGAAUGAAAACGCUGCCGUUCAAGUGCUUCGUGGAGCAGAAUCUGGGAAGACAAGGCCUUGCAUUCAUUUACGCUAUUCUGGAAUUCGUGAUGGUGGUGUUGCUUCUUCUCGAUGGGAUACUAGGGUUCUUCUCUGCGGAAUUCGCUAGGUUUUUCGAAUUGGAAGUCCCCUGUUUUCUGUGCACCAGGAUAAUAGAUCCUACAUUCUCCUAUUCCGAUUGCUGUAAUGAAUGUGUGUGCGAAGCCCACAAGAAGGACAUUUCUUCCCUCGCGUAUUGCCAUGCCCACAGGAUUCUGUCCGAUAUCAGGAGCAUGUGUGAGGAGUGUAUUCUCUCCUUUUCUGCUCAUACAGAGGGGGAUUGUGAAAGGUACAAGUCUCUGCUGGGGGUUAUGCAUAAUCAUAAUAUUAAUAUUAAUAAUAAUAAGGAUGUUGUUAUCGACUACAAUGAUCCCAAAACCGCUGCGGCGAGAUUCUGGAGUAGGGAUUUUGAGGAGGAGAUUGGAGGCUCUGUGAUUCCCAGGUGCUCUUGCUGUGGGGAGCUUCUAAGCACACCCCCCAAAAACACUGCCACUUUGUCCUCGUCUAUGAAAGCAGCAGUGGCUCCGCCUCCCUCCCCGUCCCACACCCCUCCACCCCAACUGCAAAAUCCUCGUGAUGAUGAGUUAGCUUUACCUCACGUUAUUCCUGCCACUCAACUCAGCUUGGUCUCCAACAAUGAUUCUCCUCUGCUUCCAGAUAACGAGGACCAAGAUGAUAAUGCUUCAAAUGGAGAAUCUGGGGACCAGCUGCUUGAAGAUGAUGCUGCUUCCAAAAGCCCAAGCUUUAUUAGAGGUGGGAACAAGUUCUUUGGGAUACCUUUGUCAGAUAACAAGUCAAGAAAGAUGUCAAUGGAUUUCCUCCCAGAUGUUACUGACACGAAUGAAGGAGAUGGUGAGAAGAAACAGGUUCGCUUGGAUCGCAGCAGAUCUCUCAUGGCUCUGUACAUGGAAUUGGACGAAGAGAGGAAUGCUUCCGCCAUUGCAGCCAACAAUGCAAUGGCAAUGAUCACUCGGUUGCAGGCCGAAAAGGCAGCCGUUAAGAUGGAGGCACUGCAGCACAAGAGAAUGAUGGAAGAACACGCAGAAUACUACCGAGAAGAGCUGCAAGUAAUGAAGGACAUGCUCCUAAAGAGAGAGGAGGAGCUGAAGGAUUUGGAAUCUGAGCUCGAGAUGUACAGAGAGAAAUUUGGAUCAAUGAGUAACGCAGCAUGGAGUGAAACGUACCAUUCUGGGGAGUAUAUUAAUGAGAAUAUAGUGGAUUCUUCUCUUGAGAUAGAGAACGAGAGAUCUCGCCUUUUGAGCUUGUUUUCAAGUUUCGAAAAGAAGUUCAAUGCAGCAUCAGACAAUGAAGAAUACCUUCUAGUAAAAGUAGGAGAUCAGGAAGAUCAACAACAAUCGGGGGGAAAUGAAAAAACAGCUACCCUUACAAGAGAAAUGUCAGAUAUCACAGAAAGGUUGAGAGCCAUUGAAGCAGAAAGUGGGUGCAUAAAGCACACCACUAUGACUUUACAAAGGGGAGACGAAGGGAUCAAACUCUUGACAGAAAUAGCUGACAAUCUAAAAAAGCUUAGGGCGCUGUGAAGAAGACAUCAUAAUAUAAUAUUAUCAGUGUUAGUUACUGGUUUUUGUGUCUUAGGAUUUCAACAUUGUAUGGAAAAGAAAUGUGGUGCAUGAAUGCUUUAUACAACUUUACUGACUUUUUCCUAAUACAAAAU